CUUAAUUUUAAACACAAUAUUACUAUUCUCAGAAGCCUGGUAAUUGAUUUUCUCCAACCUUGUCUAUAUAAUCAGUAGUGCAUGUUAUAGAAUUUUGUAUCAAGAAGCAAAGCAAAAUGAAUAGGCUUCUCGCAGAUCACACACUGCCAGUUCUCAGGCGUUCUGGAAAUUACAAACCUUGCAUUCACAGACACAACAAUUUGGUGCAGUCCUUGACCACUGAAUAUAAGGUGCUUCCCUUCAUUUCUUCUUCUUUUUUCCUUUCCUUUUCAUGUAAUGCACAAUUUUUCAAACAGAUUGAACGUUUCAAAGGACGGGUGGACAAGUUGAGAGAAGAUGUGGUCGAGAUGUUUAAUGAUGUUAGUGAGCCUUUAGAUCAACUUGAGCUGAUUGAUGAUUUGCAAAGACUUGGAGUGGCUUAUUAUUUUGAUGGAGAAAUUAAGAGCACCCUUGAGAAGAUUUUCGAGGAUCAAAAUAAUAAUCACUGGGAAAUCAAGGAUUUGCAUGCUACUGCUCUUAAAUUUAGACUCCUCAGACAACACGGGUAUGCUGUAUCUGAAGAUGUACUCGAGAGUUUUAUGGAGAAUGGAAGCAUUAAAGAAUGUCUUUGGGACGAUGUCAAGGGAAGUUUGAGUUUGUACGAAUCUUAUUACUUCUCUUCUGAAGGGGAUUCUCUGAUGGAGGCUGCAUGGUGCUUUACAACCAAAACUCUUAGAGAGCAUUUAGAUGACAUCAUUGAUCCGAUUCUCAGCAUCAAAGUGAGGCAUGCCUUGAAGAGCCCAUUAGAUUGGAGGAUGCCAAAACUAGAAGCAAGAUGGUACAUAGAUGUGUACAGCAGAAGUAAUAACAUGAAUCCUGCACUGCUAGAACUUGCUAAGUUGGACUUUAACAUUGUGCAAGGAGUGUAUCAAGAGGAUCUAAAAAGCUUUUCGAGAUUCUGGAACGAGUUAGGUUUGGCCAACAGACUGAGCUUCGCUAGAGAUAGGCUGGUGGAAUCUUUCAUAUGGGCUGUGGGAAUGAACGUGAAUCCAGAACUACGAUACAGCAGAAUUCAAUUAGCCAAGCAAGUACAAUUCAUUACAUACAUAGAUGAUAUUUACGACGUUUAUGGCACAUUAGAUGAAGUGGAACUCUUCACUGAUGCCAUUGAGAGGUGGGAUAUUAAUUCCAUAGAACAGCUUCCGGACUACAUGAAGAUCUGCUUCCUCGCGCUUUACAACUUUGUGAAUGAGAUGGUCUACAAGAUAUUCAAGGAGCAGAGCUUUGAUGUUCUGCCACACCUAAAAAGAACAUGGCUCGAUCUGGCCAAAGCUUACUGUGAGGAGGCGCGGUGGUAUCAUAGUGGAUACAAACCAACACUGGAAGAGUACCUGAGAAAUGGAAUGAAGUCAAUUGCAAUUCAAAUUUGCAUAGUUCAGAAUUACAUUUGUUCCGAAAAUCCAGUCAGAAGGGAAGCCCUGACGUUCUUGAUGGAUAUGCCAGAGAUAUUAAGCUCAGCAUGCCUACUUGGCCGAAUCAUUGAUGACAAUGGAACCUCCUCGCAUGAGCUAGCGAGAGGAGAUGUUCUGAAAGCAGUGCAAUGUCACAUGUCUGAUACAGGAUGCACCGAAGAAGAAGCUCAUGCUCACAUGAAGGACCUAAUGAGAGAGCUAUGGAGAAGAAUGAACAAGUAUCGAUUGCAGAAUAUGGCUCUGCCUCUCCAAGUAGUUGAUUAUAUUUUCGAUCUUCUGAGAGCAACUCAUUAUACUUAUCGUGAUGGAGAUGGAUUCAGUGUUCAGCAUGAUGGUAAGAGUAAGAUUUUACUCAGUGCAUUGAUUGUUGAGCCUAUUCCCGGGUAAGCAAAUUGAUGUCACUUGCAUACAACAUUAUCAAAAGAGAUUAUGGGUGUAAGAAAGUGUAACAUUUUGUAGGAGUUUGUGAGAAUAAAUCAUAGGAGCUAGUUUAUGAGUGUGCACAAAAAUAUGCAAGAGUUCGUGUUAUGUGUGUGGUUCAGGAUUAAAUCAUGUAGCUGUGUGGAAAAAUACUCUAAAGAAAAAAGGCCCCAAAAAUAAUCUUAAUGACAAAGAUGAUUUAAAGUUCUUGAAAUAGAAUAUUUUAAAUUGAUAUUAAUGACGAUAAAAGAAAAGUGGUAUGUUGACAAAUAAAAAUAUUGAGAACUUAAGUUUGAUGAUUAGUGUGAAUU
This is a messenger RNA of Daucus carota subsp. sativus, 2182 nucleotides long. RefSeq names its product terpene synthase 10-like. The record is from RefSeq and is a predicted model, not a curated record. NCBI's taxonomy places the organism in Eukaryota, Viridiplantae, Streptophyta, Magnoliopsida, Apiales, Apiaceae. Bases 117 to 1838 code for a protein of 573 amino acids. Gene Ontology annotation, molecular function: terpene synthase activity; magnesium ion binding. Gene Ontology annotation, biological process: diterpenoid biosynthetic process. The transcript is spliced from 6 exons.